AUGGACUCUGAACCUCCCCUCAUCUUCAAGCGCUCGGGAAAGGCAAAACCCCUUAGAACAAGGCAGAAAUCUCCAGAACAUGACAAUAACGUUAACGAAACCCCCGAGGUGAAGGAUGGUAAAGAGAUUCGCGAGGAUUCGCCUAGUAUUCUAGUCGCAAAGCUCAAGAAGAAGGCAAAGAAGUCGGGGACCAAGUCUAAGCUCAGCUUUGGUGCAGCAGCAGAAGAAGAGGAAGGUGAAGGCGAGGUCUUUCAGGUUAAAAAGUCGCGGUUAGGCAGCAAGAUUUCCUUAGGCAAGAAUGCCAACAUACCGCUGAACCUGGACCAAGCGACCAUAGCACCGCAGCGAGGACCAACCUAUGAUCAGGCGUAUCUGGACCAGCUCAAAGCCAGUACUCCUACUGCUCGACCCAGUCUACCCACCACAGAAUCCUCCGAUGGCGACUUGCCAAUGGACGUCGAUUCUACCGAGAUAUCUGUGCGAAGUGUCGAUGUUCUACAAGAUGACUCAACUCCGUCGAUUACCACCACCGAAAUCCUGUCCGAGUCAUCCAUCAAAGUCGCCAAAGAAAAGCGCGAACGUCUUCGAAAGCUAAAGGACUCUGGAGAGGAAGACUUCAUCUCGCUGUCCUUGACAAAACGGUCAGAAGACCUCGGACCCCACCCUGAGAGCCGACUUGUUCGAGAGGAGGAUGAACUUGGGGAGGGAGAUGAUGAGUAUGCGGAGUAUACAAGCGCGCAGGAUCGCAUUGCUCUCGGGAAGAAGUCAAGGAAAAUUGAAGCAGCUAAGCGAAGGGAAGCGAUGAAAGAGAUGAUCGAGGAUGCGGAGGAGGAGGAUGAAGAGACGCUGGAAUGGGAGCAAGAGCAAUUGCGAAGAGGCGGUCAUCGCGCUUCAGAGCCUUCAACCCCCGCGACAGUCAAGCAGGUUUACCGACCAGCGCCGAUACCCGCAGCAACUCCCAUACCAACACUUCCGCCUGUACUGGCUCGCUUAUCCCACCAGCUUGCCCAGUUAACAUCCUCACACGCUCAGAACACUGCGACAUUGAACAAUCUCGCGCUAGAACGGCAACAAGUGGAUGAGCGGGAAAAGGAAAUGCGGGAGAUGGUUGUCAAGGCCGAAAACAAGCGUGCCUGGUUUGGAGACUUUAGGGAGUGGAUCGAAAGUAUGGCGAGUUUCUUGGACGAGAAGUAUCCUAUGUUGGAGAAGCUGGAAGAUGACUACAUUUCGUUACUCCGGGAGCGACUUGAGUUUAUCACGCAACGACGCCGUACUGACGACGAAGACGACCUCACUUCAUUCUAUGGUCCGCUCCCAACCCCACCAGAACCAGAAUCUGAACAAGUAGAUGAAUUGGGACGUGCAAUUCCUAAGCCAUCGCCGGCGACCCUUCUCCGCGAACGAAGAGCAGCUCGCAUUGAACGACACAAUAGGCAUGUUCAGCGUAGCCGCAAGCCAGACCCGGAAGAAGAGGGGUAUUCGACAGAUUCCUCGCUCCCACCCCACGACGCGUCCGACUACGCGUCUGCAGUUACUUCGCUUAGGUUACGCACCAAGGAGGUACUUGCAGACGUACGAGCAGAGGAGUUCCGUAACCCCAACAGUGCUCGGUGGAAUGCGUGGAGGGAGACUUAUGGGGACAGCUACCGCAACGCAUGGGGAGGACUGGGUGUCGUCAGUGUAUGGGAAUUCUGGGUUCGCCUUGAAGUCGUCUCCUGGGACUGUAUAGAGGACGCGAGAAGCUUGGAUAGCUUCACAUGGUAUAAGGGUCUUUACGAAUACUCACGUCCUUCGACAGGUGACGGAGAGGAGGGUGAACUUGGCCCGGAUGGCGAUCUGGUGGCGGCUAUGAUCUCUACUGCGAUCAUUCCCAAAUUGUGCAAGAGCAUCGAGGGCGGGGCCUUGGAUGUUUACUCUGAACGUCAUAUCAAGCGCAUGAUUGACCUCGCGGAGGAAGUCGAAGCGACGAUCGAAGGUGCAAGUGGGAACAAGUUCCAGAAUCUCCUUGGUUCUGUCGUCGCUGCGUUCCAAACGGCGAUUCAAGAUACUGAAGCCCUUCUCGACAAAUUCGCCUCGGUCAAAGGCAAGACGCCCGCUUUCAACCCAGAAUCGAUCCCGUCUCGCAGGCGUUUCCUCAUUCGACGAGUCAAGCUGCUGAGAAACCUUCUUCGAUGGAGAAAGUUCACUGGGGAGCGAUUUGGACUCGAUAGAUUAAUUGGCAGACUUGUUGAUAAUUGCUUCUUGAGUGUGGCCGACAGUGGAUGGGACGUGGGUGGCGAAGAAGUGGCACGAACGGUGGCGGUCAUGUUACCCAAGGAGCUUGUUUCCGAGCAACUGAAGCAGCGACUUCGUCUGUAG
Molecule: messenger RNA, 2358 nt
Organism: Coprinopsis cinerea okayama7#130
Lineage: Eukaryota; Fungi; Basidiomycota; Agaricomycetes; Agaricales; Psathyrellaceae
Exons: 11
Coding region: 1-2358 (785 amino acids)
Biological process (GO): spliceosomal complex disassembly; mRNA splicing, via spliceosome
Cellular component (GO): nucleus; U2-type post-mRNA release spliceosomal complex
Molecular function (GO): DNA binding
Source: RefSeq, a predicted model, not a curated record